AUGAGUUCAGCAAAUAAAGAUCAAAUAGUAUUGGAAGGUACUCUGAGACGGUGCAAAAGACACAAGAUAUUCAAAGUAAGUGGGCUGACCAGAAUCCAACAGCCAGCCAGCAUAUUUCAGACGAAAUGGAUUGAACGCUACUUUGUGCUCUACUGCCGCGAUUCGUCGCGUGGCCUUUUCACCAUCGACGAGUACAAAUCGAGUCGGAAAAACAAGAAUGAGCUGAAAAAGCGCUUCAAUCUGGAGUACGUCGUCCGGCUCGAGUCGAACCUCUCCUUCUCGGAUCCGGCCAUUUCGUGCUCGUCCACUCAUCAACCGACGGACGCUCUCAAUUGGAUCUUUUCCGUCGGAUUUCGAUUUCACAACGUCGUACAAAAGGAUUUGUAUUUGGUGGCCAAGAAUGAAGCGGAAAUGAGCAAGUGGGUGUGCGAAUUGUGCAAGGCGUGCAAGUUGCAUCGACAGAACGAGGAAAUUAUCGUCCAAGGUUAGUGUUGCGUGCCAGCCUCCACUUCUUCAUUUUUCUCGUUAGAAGGCGAUAUAUCUCAAGUGGGAGGCUCCUCAAUCAGUGGCCUAUCAAUGUCUUCUCAAUCACUCGACAUUUCCAUCAUUGAUCAACAACAGUACGCUGAAAAUGUAGGUGCCAGCUCUCAGGUAAUUUUCGGCAAGGGUGGGGCGCGCGAGCGGCAAGCGAACAGCAUGCAUGGCAUCAGCAUGGAUAGGGCGUGCAACAGAAAAAAGUGGGAUGGAAGGGAAGGAAGGUUUAUGAGCGGCACGGGAGCAGCAACGGUAGCAGGCAAGGGUUCAGCGCGUAGCAGGCACGGAAUCGGCAUCAUUACAGCAACUUGCCGAAAAUUACCAGAGUUGUUUCCCCAAAUCUUGAGUGCAAUUCGCAGAUACCCGAUCCAAAGCAGUACCUCCGAAUGCAUAACUUCAAAUCGGUCAACUCACAGCAAAGUCUACCCAGGGAGAAGGACACAAAUCCGAAUUAUAACAAUUUGCCAGGUUGAUUAGAUUUUCAACGGAAACGUGUAAUGUUCGCAGCUUGCAGAGCCGUCGGAAUCGCGUUCCGAGACCUCUUCAAUGUAUUCCAGUCGACGGACCGAGGAGGACAGUGCUAGUUACACGAGCGGACCGCCGGUUCCGCCGCCCAGAAGCAAACACGCACUGAAUCGCUUUUUGAAGGUACAUACACUAACUCUUUCCUUUUAUUAUUUGCCCAGUUCACACCUUUAUUACCUUCAGAACACCCAGCCUGGCCGCCUUCACAUGCCCGCAAGCACUUCGAUGGGACAAGUGAUAACAGUGGACGCAGAAGACAGCAGUGGAGAGACGCUGAAGCUCGACAAUCAUCAAGAGCCGUAUUCAGAAUCGGUCACGUCGUCCGAAGGUAUUCCUAUUUUCGAACGAAACGGACGCACGCUCAUCCGGAGGCCGCCACCCGUGGAUCGAUCCAACAAACCGAAGAAUUUGAGAGCGGAGGAGGAGGGAAUGAGGUACCGAAAGUGAGUUUCUUUUUUAGGAAACAAUACGGCAUGGGAAGACCCUAAUGUUUCAGUUUGGGUAGGAACAGUAGUGCGGAUAAUACGGUUUACACCACCACGUUCUCCUCGAAGACUACGGUAUUUGAUAAGUUUCCGGCAAAGCGUUAUCAUCUUAAACUUCCAGACCUACCAACCCCUUGAUCCGUCGAAAAAACGAAAUCUGGACUAUUUCGAGCCGACGCAACUAGUGGAAAACUCGAGUUCGAGUACUGUAGCCGCAUCGACACGAUCGCCGACGCCGUCUGACAUCGAGUACAUUUCAGUGGAUGUCGAUCGGACACUGGUUGGCGAUUACGGUAGCACAUCGAACAAUGAUACUGUUGCAGGCUUUCAAGCAAAUGAGAAGGGCGGCACAAUCGACGGAUUGA
Molecule: messenger RNA, 1909 nt
Organism: Caenorhabditis sp. 36 PRJEB53466
Lineage: Eukaryota; Metazoa; Nematoda; Chromadorea; Rhabditida; Rhabditidae
Source: the annotation of a GenBank genome assembly